Culex quinquefasciatus (southern house mosquito) is the source of this 2354-nucleotide messenger RNA. It is a transcript of the gene Etf-QO, whose product is annotated as electron transfer flavoprotein-ubiquinone oxidoreductase, mitochondrial. Gene Ontology annotation, biological process: electron transport chain. Lineage: Eukaryota; Metazoa; Arthropoda; Insecta; Diptera; Culicidae. The record is from RefSeq and is a predicted model, not a curated record. Bases 364 to 2187 code for a protein of 607 amino acids. Gene Ontology annotation, molecular function: electron-transferring-flavoprotein dehydrogenase activity; iron-sulfur cluster binding. Gene Ontology annotation, cellular component: mitochondrial inner membrane. The transcript has 4 exons.
UAAAUAAAAGUGCACUUCAUCAGCUGCUGCAGUUCGAAUCAAAAGUUUGUUGUGAAUUUCUCUUUAGCCUACAUUGUUUUUCAGUUUUUGAUAAGUUUUCUUAUGUUAUUUUAAAAUUUAAGUUGCUCAACUGGCACUUAAAGUUGUGAUAAACAUCAGUAUCAUUGGUAUUCUGCAGAGGGAAAGAAUCAAAUUGAUAACACAGCAGAAUCGACCUUGUCCAACUCGACAGUUGUCAACGAGAAGCAGCUGAAGGAGGCGCAGCAGGAUUUCCGCGACGAAUAAUCGAAAUAUUAGUUGAAUGUUAAGUUAACGCUAGAUCUAUUAUAUAAUCAGUUCUAGUGAUAAGAACAUCCGACGAUCAUGGCGCGGAAUAUUUUGCAGCUUUCCAAGUAUUCCCGAGCUUUGCUGAACGCGCAACGGUUUUACUCGGCCGAGACGGCAUCGGCCCAGUUCCCAAGCAUCACCACCCACUACACGGUCAAACCGCGCGAAAAGGACCCCCGAUGGGCCGAGGUGGACAUGGAGCGAUUUGCGGACGAGGCCGAUCUGCUGAUUGUGGGUGGCGGUCCGGCCGGAUUUUCCGCGGCCAUCCGAGCGAAGCAGAUUGCGGCGGAGAAGGGCCAAGAGCUGCGCGUUUGUUUGGUUGAAAAGGCGUCGGAGAUUGGUGGGCACAUUUUGUCCGGGGCGUGCCUGGAUCCGGUGGCACUGAACGAGCUGAUUCCCGACUGGAAGGAGCAGGAGGCUCCGCUUAAUACGCCCGUGACGCAUGACAAGUUUUCAUACCUGACCGAGGGUUCGCGACUGCCGAUUCCGAUCUUCCCCGGGUGGCCUAUGGACAACAAGGGAAAUUAUGUGGUUCGGCUGGGGCACGUUGUGGCUUGGCUUGGCCAACAGGCGGAAGCGCUGGGAGUGGAGAUUUAUCCGGGAACUGCCGCAGCGGAAGUUUUGUUCCACGAGGACGGAUCGGUGAAAGGUAUUGCCACCGGAGACGUUGGUAUUGCGAAGAACGGAGCGCCAAAGGACACGUUUGCGAGGGGCAUGGAAUUGCACGCCAAGACGACGAUCUUUGCCGAGGGUUGCCGCGGUCACCUGUCGAAGCAGCUGAUGGCCAAGUUUGGACUGAACGCCGAGAACGAACCGCAAACGUACGGGAUUGGGUUGAAGGAGGUUUGGGAGAUAAAGCCCGAGAACCAUCAGCCCGGUCUGGUUGAGCACACGAUCGGCUGGCCGUUGGACAAAAACACAUACGGAGGAUCUUUUCUGUACCACUUGAACGAACCAACGCCUCUGGUCGCGGUCGGAUUUGUCGUCGGGUUGGACUACGUAAAUCCUUACAUCAGUCCGUUCCAGGAGUUUCAGCGGUUCAAAACUCACCCGACCGUCCGGGGAGUGUUUGAAGGUGGCAAUCGUAUUGCGUACGGAGCACGUGCCUUGAACGAGGGUGGCUACCAGAGCAUUCCCAAGCUGACGUUCCCCGGCGGAUGUUUGGUUGGGUGUGGCGCCGGCUUCAUGAACGUUCCCCGUGUCAAGGGAAGUCACUACGCCAUGAAGAGUGGCAUGUUGGCGGCAGAAAGCGCCUGUGAAGCUAUUCUGUCCGGCGCGAUUCAGAACACGGCUGGCCUGGAACCGAAAGAUUACACCGACCGCAUCAAGGAAUCGUACUGUUGGAAGGAUUUGUACAAGGUUCGCAACGCACGACCCAGCUUCCACAACCCGCUCGGACUGCUCGGCGGUGUUGCCUACAGCGGCUUCACGCUUCUGCUCGGAGGUCGUGAACCGUGGACCCUUAACCACGGUGCCCCCGACCAUACCCGCCUCAAGCCGGCCAAAGAAUUCAAACCCAUCGAAUAUCCCAAACCGGACGGUAAAAUCAGCUUCGACCUGCUCUCGUCGGUCGCGCUGACCGGAACCAACCAUGAGGGUGACCAACCGGCCCAUCUGACGCUCAAGGACGACACCGUUCCGGUCAAGAACAACCUCACGAUCUACGACGGGCCGGAGGCGCGCUUCUGCCCGGCCGGCGUGUACGAGUACGUGCUCAACGAGGAGGGCGGCAACAUGAAGCUUCAGAUCAACGCCCAAAACUGCAUCCACUGCAAGACGUGCGACAUCAAGGACGUCACGCAGAACAUCAACUGGGUGGUGCCCGAGGGUGGCGGCGGUCCGGCCUACAACGGCAUGUGAGGGGAGGCAUUUACCAUCGCGGGUUUGUUUUGUGUAAUUUUCAUUUCUAGGUAGAAUAACUGCAAAUGUUAACAGGUGCAAAUACUGUAAAAUUUAUUUACGCUCUUUUUUUCUUUUCAUUAAAACAAAAAAACAAUGCAUGCUAAUAAAAACAUAGUUUGUCGGUA